AUGGCAGCAACCCGAAGUAUUAUUGUGACCGGCGGUGCCUCAGGGAUUGGACUCGGUAUAACCAAGCAUUUCAUCACAGAGCCAAAUACGCACAUUACGCUUGUCGAUAUAAACUCCACCACCGGCGCGCAAACGCUCGAGACCCUUCGCAAAGAAUUUCCUUCUGCAAAUGUCUCAUUCGAGCAGUGUGAUGUUUCCUCCUGGGAAAGUCAAGUCGAGGUUUUCAUGAAAGUCUUCGAUCAGCAAGGCCGGAUAGAUAUUGUAUUCGCCAAUGCCGGUAUAACAGAAAAGGGAACAUUGCUACCCGAGAGGGACGGUGAUGAAACUAAGGGGCCUGUUAAACCGGACCUAUCCACAUUGAAUGUGAAUCUGAUUGGGGUUCUGUACUCUGUCAAGCUCGCCACACAUUAUAUGUCCUUCAACCGGGACCCCACAACUCGGUCCAAGGGAUUGAUUGUCUGCACUGCCUCCAAUGCCGGUUUAUACCCAUUUGCAAUGGCACCGAUGUACGCAGCAACGAAGUCAGGUGUCAUCGGACUAGUCAGGUCGCUCGCAGAACCUCUAGAAUCGGAGAAAAUCCAGAUCAAUGCGCUUGCACCAGCUGUUAUUGAGACAAACAUCGCGCCAAGUAGUGCCUUGUUCAAGUCCAUGAUCCUGACACCAAUGUCGACGGCCACUAAUGCCGUUGCUCAAUUCGUGGCUGAUCCGUCGCUCACUGGUCGGGUGGCUGAGUUGCAUGGAGAACGUGUUACGUUUGCAGAGCCGCCGGCGUAUGUGGAUGAGGAUACUGGGAAGAACAUUGCGAUGUUUUCAAGCUUAGGGUACGCAUGA
Molecule: messenger RNA, 831 nt
Organism: Penicillium antarcticum
Lineage: Eukaryota; Fungi; Ascomycota; Eurotiomycetes; Eurotiales; Aspergillaceae
Product: putative short chain dehydrogenase/reductase
Exons: 4
Coding region: 1-831 (276 amino acids)
Cellular component (GO): cytoplasm
Molecular function (GO): oxidoreductase activity, acting on the CH-OH group of donors, NAD or NADP as acceptor
Source: RefSeq, a predicted model, not a curated record